AUACGAGUGGAUGUAACGUAAAUAUCAUAAGACAAUGAUAUGCUGAAAUAAUCGAGUUCGAGAGAAUACGCGCAGUAAAGAUACCUAGUGAUUACGGUAAAUAAUACAAGGUGUGUACAGCAAUUAUUUCCGCACUUCAAAGUUCGUAGAGAAUAGGGCACGUCAAUUAUAAGCAGGCGAAUUACAUUAACUGCCAAUCAAACUUGAUAGCCGUUGACGUUUUCGAGUGUCUUGCGGCUACAACAGCUCCAAAGUUCUUUAGGAAGUUAAUCACUCUAACGAUAAGACACGGAAAUGGAAGUUGAACUACACUAAUCAUUCUAUAAUGACAGCCACGGUUUCCCUUGUUUCGUGAAUCGUGUAACACAAGGUGUCUAAAAAUUAAAGUGGAAAAUGCAAUCGCUACAUUGCACCACGGUGUUGGAUUCAGGAAUCGGACGACGCUAUGACGCAUGACGUGACUACGAAUCUUCGAAGCGAACUUGCUGCCCUUGAGUACAAACGGGAUCGGCUUAUGUCAGAAUUGCACGAGAUGAAGAGCGUUGCGAGAUCCCGCGACCAGAGGGUGGUGGAAUUACAGGUGGAAACCGACCAAUUGAGGGAGCAGGCAGCGAGGCAGAGUGCAGUAAUUUCGAGCCUAAAAAAACGGAUACAAGAACUCGAAGAACGGGAAAGAACUCUCUAUGCAAGUCAGGGAAGAAACGAAAUAACUAUCCAAAGUUUACAACGAGAUUCCAAGUAUCACGAGGAUAAGGCUCGGGAGUAUGAGAAAAAGAUACGACAACUCGAACAUAACAUUACCGAAGAAGUUCAACUUAAGGAGAGAGCACGGUUAAACUUACAGGACUUUGUCCGGCGGCUCGCCCAUUCCCUGGGCGUCGAAUACUGCGACGGUAGCCAUCAUGGUUCCGACGUUGUGGUACACAAGGCAGAGGAAUUGGUACAAGAAGUGAAUCGCCUCAGGACGAAAAGCACCAGUGCUGAAUCCCAUCUGAACAAUAUUGAGCUUGAACUCCGCAGUUGUAGGGAUGCUUUGGAUCGAGCAAACAUCGAGAAGGAUCAAAUCCAGAGACAGGCUGCUACCCAACUACUAGAUUUGGAGCGUCUUCGACAGGAAAAAGAAUGCGUGGAAAUGCAGUUUAGAGUCGCUGAGAGAGAUCUCAACGAUCUUCGGGACAAGCUCGUGAAUGCAAAUAGAAAUAUCAACAGUGCUACUGGAAACAUUUCGAAUCAGGAAGCCGUGAUUUGUCAACUACGAGAGGAAUUGAAAGGCCGCGAGGACAAGGCACAAAGGGUGCAAAACGAGCUCAGACAUCUUCUCGAAACGUUGGCCAUCCUAGUCAGCAACCCCAACCGAUUCGUCGAGUCUCACGAAAACUCGAUCAAGGACAGAAUUCGCGAAAUUUUAACCGAAAAUAAGGACUACCAAUUAAAAAUUCAAGCCUUAAGAGACAAAUUAAGCGUCGCGCACGAAACUACUAAUCGUCAGACUGAAAUGACGGACUCUAGCAUGCUGCAGAUCCGUUCCCUUGAGGAAGAACGUGUCGCCUUGGCAAAUAAGAUCCAUAAACUGGAGUCGGAGCUUACGAGUUGCGAGCUUUCCAGGGAAUCUCUUCGCCGAGAUAAACAGACGUUCAUGGCGUUCCUCGAUCGUCUCGGUAAAGCGUUACAGAUGGACGAAAUAUCGCAGGAAAUCGGUAUCGAUCUCCAGACCGAGUCUCUUCUCGUACGCGCUGAACAACUUGCGAAAUUAGAGUGCGACAAGAUGGUGGACAAGCUAUUGUGCUGCGGGUACACAACUUUUCCAAGGAUUCGUCGGGAGCGCUCCUUCCACGAACUGACUUGUCUGAAAGAAACCUCGGUGGUUUACCAGCUGCAACGGCGUAUUAGAACUCUCAGAGAACAGCUACAGCGGAGAGAUUUGCACUUAGAUCUUCUGAGAAGAAAAUUAUCCCUUCAAGAAGACAGCGUUCGAAUGAAGAAUAUGCUGCAAUCUGAGAAAGACGAGGCUAACCUGCGAGUGAAGAAGCUAAUGAAGCAAAUCGAUAGACUUCAAAUUCAGCUGACGGAGGAAAAGUCAAGGAACAGGGAGAUCAGCACGCAGCUGACUGAGGCUGCUGAUUACAAGAUAGCCGCUCUGGAGCGAAGCAGAAAAAUUGACGAGCUGCAAAAACGACUAGUGGAAAGCGAAAUGCUUCGAACGAGAUACAAUAGAAAACUAACGAUGCUGAAAGAGCAGUUGCGAACUACAUCGGAAACCGCCGAUCAAGAAAGAUCGAUAAAUGAUCAUUCGUUGCAGCUUCUCAGAGACGAACUGAGUCAGGUCAAGCAAAAUUUGGCGGAUGUUACGCGAAGGGAAUCGCAGCUACAAAGCUUCAGAGUGUCCGUGGCAAAACAACUCUCGGAGCCUAUCUGUACACCAGAUUAUGAAAUAAUUUCACGUCUCCAGAAAAUGGUUGCUGCGCACAGAGACUUUACCAUGUUAUCGAGGAGAUACGAUGAACCUCUGGAAACCAGCCCUUCCAGAUGCACCAGCAUACAUCCCGUGCAUCCCGGUCAUCCACCAAUUUCUCCGGGAUCCCGAUGCACCAGGUAUGACGACAGUGGUUACACGGAUCCACCCGAUCUCCACGACAUAGAUGACGAUUACAACAAAAGGCCGAUUCGGAGCAGCUUGCUCCCGUGACCCCGGUCCAAAUUUUAAGUUUUCGGGAAGCGAUUCCCUCAUGUUUGAUUUUUUACAAUUUUCGACACUCUGUACCGCGAGUAUAAGAUAAAAAUAAGAUUCGUCGAUAACAUUUAGCGGGAAACAAUGAAAAAUAUCACGUUCAUGGUACAAAUAAGCAACCUGAUUCUAAAGAGUUUUUUUCGGUAACAAUAUAUUCAGCGGUGAACAACAAUUUCGAGUGAUAUUUGCUCCGUGUAACAGAAGUCUGUUCGUCAUGAGAAGUUUGUAUUACAAUGCAUCACCUACGUAACAGCUCCCCUCGUGACUUCUUUUUUUUCUUUCACAUUGUUUCCCUUCGUAAAUUGAAUGAAUUGAAUAGGUAUUAGAAAAAAUCAGUAGAAAUGCAUAAAAAUUUCUUUCGAUCAAUUUCCCAGCGAGAGCGAGUACAUCUUGAUUCUGCUUAAAAAAAUCUUUUGAUAGUUCUCUCUGAUUAGUUUACGCACAAGAGGCCGUAUCGAUGAUAUUCUGACGCGAUUUUAAAUCGGAAAUGUGGUAGUAGCAACACGUCAUUUCACUGAAAAGCUUCUUACUCUACGAAGAUGACACGUUGUCCUUCUAUAAAUGUAAGAGGCAUAUAAAACAUAGUCUCGAAGUUGGAUGUGAUGUUUCCACUUUCGUGGGAAUUCAUCACAGAGUUUGAUUGAUUUUUCAAUGAAUUCGUUCGAUGAACGGGGUUAUUGUAAUCAAAUUUGGAACGUGGAAAAUUUGCACCUAUAAUUAUCAAAAUAUUACUUCAAGGCACUCUGGAAGAAAAGAUUCUUCAAUCGAUGCCUGCCUGUUUUUUCGUUAUUUGGAGAAAGUGUGAAUUUGGAGAAAAUGAAUGGGUACAGCACGUGCUCGAGCUCGAUGAUGAAAGAAAUGGGGAUAAGCUCUUGAUAACUGACAAUUGUUCAGCAUCAAUGAGAGGAAUCAAAAAAAAAAAAACAGAGGAAUCGAGGCUUCCAGCAUAUUUUCCGCGUAAAGUGUUCGUUUAUACGGAAAGUAAACGAGCAUUCUUUACGGAAAAACACAAACAAUAUUCAAGCGUUCAAAGAUAUAAAGACAUUGUAAAUAUACACACAUUAUAUGCACCUAUGACGAACACCGAUGUGAAUUUAUAAUAUGAAUAUGUGUGCGACUCGUAAGUUCUCACGAAUAAUUAUGAUGACGUGAUGCCGCGUCUCGUCUUUGCUCGGGCAGAUCUGGUUGUAUAAUUAAGGUUGAACGUAAGUUGUAUCAUAAUUACAAUACAUUUAUAAUGUUUCACGCAAAAAUUUAUCAACGCCAUUGUCACACGCGUGUACAUAAAUGUGCAUAUCGUUACGCAUCUACUAUAUGUAUACGCUCGCUAUAUGUAUGUAACCUGAGGUGAUCCAAAAGAAAAACAUUUUUUUACUCUCGAAACCAUGCUCAAUUUUUUAUUCAGAUGCCCAAACAGGACUCUUAAAGUACGAGCUUUUGAUAUCAAUAUUAAGAUGGUCCGCAUCGCCCUUUCCGAUUUUCCAUAAGAAUAACAGAGGAAAUAUUAAGUUUUUUUCCUUUUGAUUUUUAUAACUAACGAACGAUAGGUUGUUCUGUAAAGUUCUUAGAAUAUUUUCGUAGAGAAUUGAACGCUCUACAAAAAAGAUCGGAAGUGAUUUUUCGACAAGUCAACUGGGUCAAAGGUUAUUCAAGGUCAAAGUCAAAUUUACCAUCCAUCCAGCCGUUUUCUCUAAAAAAAAUCCUAGAUUUUCUAGUUCACAGGGCCCAAAACGAACGGUCCGUUAAUUAUAUAAAUCAGGAGGAACGAAACAAUUUUCCCUGUGUUAUUCUUAUGAGAAAUCGAAAAGGGCGACGUGGACAAUCUUAAUAUUAAUAUUAAGGGCUCACACUUUACGAGUUCUAUGUCCGGCAUGUAAACGAAACUUUUGAACAUGAUUCAUAAUGGUUCCGAGAAAAAAAGAUUUUUUUUCUUUAAUCACCCUAAUGCAAACCCAGAAAUAAGCUAGUGUUUUUCACAAUUAAUGGCAUAAUGUAGAUGUAAAACACCUAUAGAAAAAUCAUGUUCAUACUUUUGCACUGCUACAGUUUUAUUGUUAUACUGUUUCAACGAUGUAAGGCUGCGUAAAGCAAUGUAAAGUAUAUGGGACAUUCCAUGUGAAACGAUCACUUCUAAACCCGACCCCUUUUGAUUCAGCUGGAACUUUUUUUAUUUUUUUUUCACUCUACUAAAAAAAAAGGUUUUUAGGGUUCUCCUCAAUCUUCCGCUCUUUCUAUCAUGAAAACUGAUCAUUAAACCUCAUGAAAUCAAUUUAAUUGUAAGUAAAUUAUUUACAUAACAAAAACAAAGUUUUUGACAAGAGAAGUUUUUUUAUCGGAAAAAAAUAAAAGGAGAAAUGCGCCCACUACGCGUUACCCGAAAUGAAUUGAAGUUUUUUUUAGAAGAAAGCAAUUGACAAAAAAAUUAAAAAUCAUCAAAUUUUCAGGAAAAUCGAAAAGAGUCGGGUUCAAAAGUGGUUGAUUUCAAAUGGAAUUACCCAUAUGUAUAGCUAUGAUAAGAAAUCGGAAUCGGAAGCAACGGACUGUCGCUUGAUUUAUGGCCAUAAAUGAAAUAUCUAUCAAGGCAUGGCGAGGUGUACGUACAUGUACGAAAUAGUAUCUAUAUUCUUUCAGAUAUAAAGGUCGCGAUAGAAAUUUUUUCGUAUGCAGGUUAACACUUAUGUAUAAUACAUGUACUACAUACAUAUAGAAUGCUGCCACGCAUAGGAACCUCGUACGGAAAAUUGUAGGAUUGCACGUGUAUUCAUAAAUUAAAUAACACUGACCCUUUUUUUGGAGCCCUAUUAUAUGUUUCUAGGUAUAUUCUUCCGUUAUUAUUAUCGUAUGAUAACAAUAUAACACGUAUUGUUAUAAUAUGAUAAACUGCAACCGUAGCUCUUGACAAAUGAAUAAGAAUUACCCACUCCUCUUUUGGAUUCCAAAUAGACGAUGAAGAAAAAGAAAUUCGCACCGUACUUCACCCCGAAACUAUCGCAUACUUUCUGUACUCAACAAUGAAUUUCGUGGGGAACGAACUACUAUUACUU
Molecule: messenger RNA, 5772 nt
Organism: Athalia rosae (coleseed sawfly)
Lineage: Eukaryota; Metazoa; Arthropoda; Insecta; Hymenoptera; Athaliidae
Product: coiled-coil domain-containing protein 170
Exons: 15
Coding region: 446-2686 (746 amino acids)
Source: RefSeq, a predicted model, not a curated record